CGUCAUAUCCGGUUUCCACCAACCCUGUCAGUGUGCUAGCGGACAAGCAGCUUUAGUCCACUCUACGUUACAUUUUGAGGACUUCUCUGCCGCUACUUUAAUGUUGACACGACGGGAUUGAGUAUCUAAAAGGAAAGGAAACCCCUUGAUCUCGCACUCAGGAUGCCCUGCCACAAUCAACAGCUGAACAAUGUCAACAGUGGUCAGGAGCACCCAAUGAAGCAAGUGCGAUUUGCAAACAACAGCAGCAGCAGUAGUGUGCUGCCCACCUCUGAAGCCUCUGAUGGCAGCAGCAUACAGACUGACGGCAGCCAGGACACUGUGGGACCUCAGCUCAAACUGCUCCCUCUCAAUGACCAGAUCCGGGAGUUACAGACCAUAAUCAGAGACAAGACAACCAGCAGAGGAGACUUUGUGUUUUGUGCUGAUCGACUGAUCAGACUAGUAGUUGAAGAGGGUUUGAAUCAGCUCCCCUACUCGGAGUGCACUGUGACCACGCCAACAGGGUACAAGUAUGAAGGUGUCAAGUUUGAAAGAGGCAACUGUGGAGUCAGCAUAAUGAGGAGUGGUGAGGCCAUGGAGCAGGGUCUCCGGGACUGCUGCCGCUCCAUCCGCAUUGGCAAGAUCCUCAUCCAGAGUGAUGAGGAGACACAGAAAGCCAAGGUCUUCUAUGCCAAGUUCCCCCCUGAUGUGUACAGAAGAAAAGUGCUGCUCAUGUACCCUAUCCUUAGUACCGGCAACACUGUGAUCGAGGCGGUGAGAGUGCUGAUCGAGCACGGAGUCCAGCCCAGACAUAUUAUCCUCCUCAGCCUUUUCUCCACGCCUCAUGGAGCCAAAUCUAUAAUCCAGGAGUUCCCUGAUAUCACCAUCUUGACCACGGAGGUCCACCCGGUGGCGCCGACACAUUUUGGCCAGAGGUACUUUGGCACCGACUGAACCGGGGACAAUAUGAGGAACAUGACCUACAAAUUGUUUUGAGUAUAUUUUGUCUUGUUUAUUUAAAUGUUUCUCAUGUUCUCCUUGUUGUGCCAAAUAAUGCUACUCUAUCUCCAAAGUUCCUAAACUGAUACAAAAUUAUUAAUCUGAGCAACUGUAUUUAUUACUGUUGCUUUUUUUUCUUGCUGUGUAUCCUCAUGCUAAAGAAAGAGAACAUCAGUGAACUGUAUAAAGAGUUCAGCUUGGAUCAUUUUAUUUUGCAUGUUACAACAACCGAUGGAAAAUAAAUAAUUUAUAUUUGUUAAAAGACAGAACAGCAAAUGAAACAGUUUCAGUACUUUCAAUGGUUUAGAGGUGUUGAAAUAAGGAAGCACCACAAUCACAUACUAUACAAAAUAAAGAUAUAAAAGGGA
This is a messenger RNA of Gymnodraco acuticeps, 1349 nucleotides long. RefSeq names its product uracil phosphoribosyltransferase (FUR1) homolog (S. cerevisiae) (gene uprt). NCBI's taxonomy places the organism in Eukaryota, Metazoa, Chordata, Actinopteri, Perciformes, Bathydraconidae. The coding region runs from base 163 to 936 and encodes 257 amino acids. The record is from RefSeq and is a predicted model, not a curated record. The transcript has 8 exons.